Molecule: messenger RNA, 1959 nt
Organism: Cladocopium goreaui
Lineage: Eukaryota; Dinophyceae; Suessiales; Symbiodiniaceae
Source: the annotation of a GenBank genome assembly
UCCUGUUCACCGUUGCCCGCCCGGCCCCGGAGCCAUGGCGUGUUGCUGGAGUGGUCUCGAGAAGAUCUUGGGCUCGGGCUCCAAGGUGCCACGAACUUCGGUGGAUUCCGUGGAACGCUUCCGGAAGGGCAGCUGGACCUCCCCAUUGCCCUCCCCGCACCUGCAAUGCGCUCCGGAACCCGAAUCCUUGGACCAGGACUAUGAGUGGCUGUUGGACAUGGUAGACACCAACAACAUGACUUCGCGCUUCGAUCGGGUGGUGGACGUGGAUGCUGCACAUGGAGUGCACAUGGAAGCGAUGGAGGGUGCCAGACAUUUCUUGGCGGAACAGCUGUAUUCCUACCCUGGUUCCCUUCCGCGCGCCUUGACAUUGGCCGAGCGUGAGCGGGUCUUGCGGGUGUUGCAACCCACGGCCACCUUCGAAAUGCUGAACCGGAUGCCUGCAGAGUUGGUGGAGGCGAAAAGCCGGGAAGGCCAAAAACUUCGCAGGAAGUUGCUGGAGGGAGCCACCAUCGUGUUCUUCACCGCCGGCUACGCGGGAAAGCGCUUCAUCUAUGAACGAGCCAUGCAGCUUGGGGUCAAGAGCGUGAUCAUAGAACACCCAGACAGCUGGGCAAAGAGCCUGGUGGAUGAAGGCGUGAUCGCCAAGUUCAUACCGAUCGAUAUGUCGCAGGAUGCCGAGACGGUCUUUCAACAGUCGUUGGAUGCAAUUCGAGCACUUGGAAAGGACCCCUUAACGUUGGACGCCGAUGCCUGUGUGACCUUCUGCGAGCUCAGCGUCCCCGUGGUUGCCAGACUCUGUGAGGUGCUGGGCCUGCCAGGACAUCGUCCGGAGGCGGUCGACAAGGCGCGUGACAAGCAUCGCACCCGAGCCGAGAUGAAAAAGGCAGGGCUGCCAACGCCGAAAAAUAUCCUCAUCCACAGCGAACAAGAAUUGGCAGAGGCUGAACGCGCGGUGGGAUUCCCAGCCGUGUUGAAACCCAUCAGUGGAGCAGCCUCUUUGGGAGUCAAAAAGGUCAGCUCUUCUGAAGAGCUGCGUAAAGGUUAUGCUGAGGUGGUGGGAGAGCUCUCCAAGUUGGUGGUCUCCAGUGGUGCCCUGACGCAGGAUGAUGGUAGCGGCAAGGGUGUCCGUGCUGAGACUGCCAUGGAUUGCACCAUUUUGUUGGAGCAGUACUUGGACGGUGGCGAGGUGGAUGUGGACGUGGUCAUGAGCGGCGGAGAAUGGCGGUAUGCUGCGGUGACCGACAAUGGUCCGACUUUGGAGCCAUACUUUAACGAGACAUGGGCUGUUUGCCCCUCGAUUUUGCCCUCCAAACAGCAGAAAGAACUCAAAGAAUUGGCAGUUGAUACCCUGAAUUGCCUGGGCUUCACGGAGGGUGUCUUCCAUGUUGAAUGCAAAUACACCAGCCACGGACCGCAGCUGAUCGAAGUGAAUGCGCGGAUGGGUGGUGGUCAAGUUCACGAAUGUAAUCUUCGGGUCUGGGGUGUGGAUUUAGUGGAGGAGACUCUCUUCGCUGCCGCCGGCAUCCCAUGUCGGCCUUUCAUCCCCAGCAAGGAUCCACCUGGUGGUGGCGUGGCCUACUGCGACAUCAAUGCGGAACAGAGCGGCAUCUUGCAGAAUCUGGACUUCUUGGCGUCCUUACAGCAGAAGGAUGGUAUCAUUUGGGCCAAACCAUAUGUCAAAGCUGGCACUCAGGUGGUGGGUCCUCAAGACGGUCUUCCAACCUGGAUCGCAGAGAUUGUGGUGCAGCGGCGCAACGCCAACGAAGCCUUGGCAUAUCUUCAGAAGAUUCAAGACGAGAUCAAACCAGACAUCCGAUGAUCAAGGUUUUCUUCCAAGACUCCGGCAUCUUCCAUCACGGAGCAAUCUUUUGCCAUCGAUUCAACAGCCAGACUGAGGGGUUUGUGCUGUAAAACUGUGGGUUUGGAGUUGAUUGAAUCCUGGAUCCUGGGAUCUCC